ACGACCAAUGGGAGUAUGGCAUUGGCUGCGUGGGCGGGGCGAGGGGUGCACGCCGAUCUCUGGGCAGCGGGAGCCUUGUCCGAGCGCUGCCGGUGCCGCCUUAUGGCUGCCGCUCAGCUGCUGCUCGGCCUUCUGGUCCUUCUGCGGGUGCGGCCGUCUCUCUGCCGUGGGGCUCCGGUUUCCUCCCCGGCCGUGACGGCCCGGCUGGCGGCAAAAUGGCCGGCGACCCCACUGCUGCUGGAGGCGAGUGAAUUUAUUGCAGAAGAUGGUAAUGAGAAGUUUUGGCAGUUCUUGGAAACUGUACGAGAAUUAACAAUUUAUAAGCAAGGAGAUACAGAGUAUUCGUAUUACAAUUUAAUCUUGAAGAAAGCAGGACAAUUUUUAUCCAAUUUUCAAAUCAAUCUGUUGAAGUUUGCGCUUUCUGUACGAGCGUAUUCUCCAGCUGUUCAGAUGUUUCAACAGAUUGCAGCUGAUGAACCUCCACCAGAAGGCUGCAGCGCAUUUGUGGUUAUCCAUGGGAAGCACACCUGUAAGACUAAUGAAAUUAAAAAGCUUCUGAAAAAGGCUAAUAAGAGACCCAGGCCAUAUCUUUUUAAAGGAGAUCAUAAAUACCCAACUCUCAAAGAGGAUGGCCCAGUUGUUGUUCUUUAUGCAGAAAUGGGUACAAGAGAUUUUGUUAAAUUCCACAAAAUUUUAUCUGAAAAGGCUCAAAAGGAGGAAAUUGUUUAUGUUCUCCGCCAUUAUGUUCAGAAACCAAGUUCCAGAAAAAUGUAUUUAUCUGGAUAUGGUGUAGAACUUGCAAUAAAGAGCACAGAAUACAAAGCAGUAGAUGACACACAGGUUAAAGUAACAAAUGACACCAAAAAAGAGGAAGAUGAUGAGGAGGAGGAAAGUGAUGUCCAAGGAUUCCUCUUUGCCAGAUUAAAACGAUUGCAUCCUGAUCUGAAAAAUAAUCUGAAAGAGUUUAAAAAACAUCUAAUUGAAACUAAUAACAGCAUGGAACCACUAAAGGUUUGGGAAUUACAAGAUCUUAGUUUUCAAGCAGCUGCUCGAAUUAUGUCUACCCCUGCUUAUGAUGCCUUAAAGGUGAUGAAAGACAUAGCUCAGAACUUCCCAAUAAGAGCCAGAUCAUUGACCAGAGUGCCUGUCGACAAACAAAUGAGAAAUGAAAUAGAAGAAAAUCAGAAGCACCUUCAUGAAACACUUGGAAUCCAACCUGGUGAAGCACGUUUAUUUCUCAAUGGCCUUCAUAUUGACCUGGAUUUUCAUGAUCCAUUUAGUAUCUUAGAGACUCUUAAACUGGAAGGGAAAGUAAUGCAUGGCCUUCAUGAACUUGGAAUCCAAGAGGAAGUUCUGAGUAAAUUUAUGAGAUUGCAUAUACAUCCAGCAGAUAACAGCUAUGCGCUAGAUAUUCGUCACUCUUCAAUAAUAUGGAUUAAUAACAUAGAAAAAGACCGCAGCUACAUUACAUGGCCUGCAAGCUAUCAGGAACUGCUAAAACCCACAUUUCCUGGAGUUAUACCACAGAUUAGACGCAAUUUAUAUAAUCUGGUACUUUUCCUUGAUCCUGUCCAAGAAGAUACAGACGAUUAUAUGAAACUAGUGGAAUUAUUCUAUCAUCAUAAUGUACCACUUCGAAUUGGAUUUGUUUUCAUUUUAAAUACAAGAGAAGAAAUUGACGGAAAUGAAGAUGCUGGAAUAGCUCUCUGGAGAACUUUUAAUUACGUUGCAGAGGAAUCUGACACCUUUCAAGCCACUACCUGCAUAAUUAAUAUGUACCAUGAAGUGAAAGAUGGAAAUGUUCUAACAGUUAAUCAUGUGAAAAAUAUUCUUAGAAGAGAAUACCCCUAUGCUGAUGUUCAGAGUAUACUAGGUGUUCAUUCUGAAUACGAUGAAGGGAGGAAGGCAGGAGCAACCUUUUAUAAAAAGACUGGCCUGGGUCCGUUACCUCAAGCGCUGUUUAAUGGUGUGCCCUUCAACAGAGAAGAGAUGAAUGCUGCAGAAUUAGAGACUGUUAUUCUUCAGAGAGUUAUUGAUGCCACUGGGUUCUUCCAGAGGGCUGUGUUCAUGGGUUUGUUAAAUGAUCAUGUAAAUGCAGUAGAUUUUCUCAUGGAUCAGAACAGUGUUGUUUCUCGUAUAAACCCCAGUAUUCUUGGAGCAGAAAGAAGAUACUUACAUUUUAGAUCCACAUCUGUUCCAUUUGAUGUGCAGGACUUCUCUACAUUCUCCUUUUUGGACUCACAAGAUAAAAGUGCUGUAAUUUCAGACAACAUGAAGUAUUUAAUGAAAAAGGAUGAGGAUGCAUUAUAUGCUGUUACUGUCUGGAUUAUUGCUGAUUUUGAUAAGCCAUCUGGGAGACAACUGCUUUCUAAUGCCUUGAAACACCUGAAAACAAGCAGUCAUAUGCGAAUUGGGAUUUUAAACAAUCCUUCAUCAAAAAUAAAGGAAGAUAACACAGCCAUUGCAAGAGGAAUUUUGACAGCUUUUCUAACACAAAGCAACAGAAGCUUAAAAGGUUUCCUAAGUAAACUCACUAAGGAAGAGACAGCAAAAUCCCUUGCUGCUGGAACUAAAAUUGUUAAAAUCCUCCUCCCUGGAAUGAAUGAUGAUACUUUUGAGAAGAAGUACAACACUUUAGGACUGGAUAUAAUUAAAACUCACCAGAUGUUCUGUCAGGAGGUUCUUAAGCUGCUUCCUGGGCAAAUGGCUGUUGUGAGCAAUGGGAGGAUACUGGGCCCUUUAGGUGAAAAUGAAUUCCAGACAGAAGACUUUAGUUUGUUAGAAAGAAUAACGUACAGUACCUCAGCAGAGAAGAUUAAAGCAGUUGUCAAAGAGAUGGAAGUCAAUACUAAAAGUGGCAGUGAUUUGAUUAUGAAAAUAGAUGCACUACUGUCGUCUUUGCCUAAAACAGAGAAGAGACAAGAUGCUAAAUUACUCAGAGAACAGCACAGUGUAGUAAAAAUUGAUCCCCAAGAGAACGAACCAUUCUAUGAUGUUAUUGCUAUUGUUGAUCCAUUGACAAGAGAAGCACAGAAGAUGGCUCAUGUAUUGAUUGUACUGAAAGACAUUGUCAAUGUGAAACUCAGGUUGUUUUUGAGCUGCAGAUCUAAGCUGUCAGAAGUGCCGCUGAAGAGCUUCUAUCGUUUUGUUCUGGAACCAGAGAUAAUGUAUGGGAUCAACAAACACCUUCCUUCUGAACCUGAGGCAAAAUUCCUAGAAUUGCCGGAAUCACCUCUUUUGACUUUAAACAUGAUCACUCCUGAAAGCUGGUUGGUUGAAGCGGUGAACAGUUCCUGUGAUCUCGAUAACAUUCAUUUGCAGGAUAUAAAAGGAACUGUAGUAACAGAAUAUGAACUGGAAUACAUAUUGCUUGAAGGACAUUGCUUUGAUGUGUCAACUGGACAACCUCCUCGGGGGCUACAGUUCACUCUGGGUACAAAGAAUAAUCCUGUCAUGGUUGAUACUAUUGUGAUGGCCAACUUGGGGUAUUUUCAGCUGAAAGCAAAUCCAGGUGCUUGGACACUGAGAUUGCGUAAAGGAAGAUCUGAAGACAUUUAUCAGGUUUUUUCCCAUGAAGGAACAGAUUCUGUAGCUGACCUGGCAGAUGUUAUUGUGGUUUUAAACAACUUCAGAAGCAAAAUAAUCAAAGUCCAAGUACAGAAAAAGCCUGAUAAAAUGAAUGAAGAUCUCCUUACUGAUGGAACAACAGAAAAAGGAAAUUUGGAAUCAGUUACAAGGUUCCCAGAAAUUUUGCCAGAAGAAAAGGAAAAUAAAAGUGAUAUACUUAACAUUUUUUCAGUCGCUUCAGGCCAUUUAUAUGAACGCUUUUUAAGAAUUAUGAUGCUUUCUGUUCUACGUCAUACCAAAACGCCAGUUAAAUUUUGGUUUCUGAAAAACUACCUCUCCCCAACAUUUAAGGAUGUUAUCCCUCACAUGGCUAAGAAGUAUGGAUUCAAGUACGAGUUAGUACAGUAUAAGUGGCCCCGCUGGCUUUAUCAGCAAACAGAAAAGCAAAGAAUUAUUUGGGGCUACAAAAUCCUUUUUUUGGAUGUUCUUUUCCCUUUGGCUGUAGAUAAAAUAAUCUUUGUUGAUGCUGACCAGAUUGUGAGAAGUGACCUGAGAGAACUCAGAGAUCUCAAUCUGAAGGGAGCUCCUUAUGGAUACACGCCUUUCUGUGACAGCCGUAAGGAAAUGGAUGGGUACCGUUUCUGGAAGUCAGGAUACUGGGCAUCGCAUCUUGGGAAAAAGAAAUACCAUAUCAGUGCCUUAUAUGUUGUGGAUCUUAAGAAGUUCAGAAAGAUUGCAGCAGGAGAUAGGCUUCGGGGCCAGUACCAGGCUCUUAGUCAAGACCCAAACAGUCUGUCAAAUCUAGAUCAGGAUCUUCCCAAUAACAUGAUUCAUCAAGUGGCUAUUAAGUCUCUCCCUCAAGAAUGGCUUUGGUGUGAAACCUGGUGUGAUGAUGAAUCUAAGAAAAAGGCUAAAACAAUAGACUUGUGCAACAAUCCCCAAACCAAAGAACCAAAAUUAGAGGCUGCUGCUCGAAUAGUUCCUGAAUGGGUUGACUAUGACACUGAGAUACGGAAGUUAAUACAGCAAAUUGAGAAAGAGAAGAAAACUAAAACAUCAUUCUCUAAAAAAGGUUUUAAGCACGAUGAACUUUAGCACCACCUGUAAAAAGCGAUGGUGACAACGUAUUGUCUUCUGCAAAAGACAAAGUGGAAGUCAUGGAAGUUGCCUUGGCACUAUUUGUAACAUUCUUUAAUGUGAAAUAUUUUGUAACUUAUGGUGUUAUUUAUAGAGUUUUACAUAAAAAACAGAGAACAGAAGAGACAAAUCCACAGGUACUUGGUUUUACUUAAGUAAGUCAGCGUAGAAUCACUUUCCUUAUUCCUUUGUUUUUCUUCUCCUUCUCUAGAAGACAAUCUGCCCAGAGGAUUUUAGAAUAUAAAGAAUGAUGUAUUCAGCUCUUCAAAGACGCACCGCCUCAGCAAUUGGGAAGGGGGAGGCGGCAUUAAAUAGUUACAUGAAAACUGUUUUAUGCGUGUUACAUGCAUUUAAUCUAAUGUAUUUAAAGACAAAGAAUUUUGGUUAUAUAUUCGUAGCUUUUUCCUGGAGGAAUGCUGUGGUCAUAAGACAAAAUCUCAUUGUAGCCCUGAUACGAUAUAAAAAGUACUUGGGUAAUUUAGACCACACAAAUCCAACUUCGAAGCCUACCAAAGCCAGGAAUGUAAUUUUCCAUUCACAGUGCAGGAUUACUGCCCUCUUACUAAUUUGAAAGAAUCGUUUUUGAUUCUUGGGCUCCCUCUGUCACUCAAAUGGUACGUCAUUAGCUUCCAUUGUGUGGUUUUGGUUAAGUCAGAAGGUCUGUGCCCAAGAGCUCUUUCCACUCAGUUUUGACUAUCAUUAUUCUGUUCAGAGUUUAAAAUAAAGUAAUGAAAUACUCGACUAAUUUUUCACUCUCA
Messenger RNA from Numida meleagris (helmeted guineafowl), 5462 nucleotides. It is a transcript of the gene UGGT2, whose product is annotated as UDP-glucose glycoprotein glucosyltransferase 2. The coding region runs from base 16 to 4662 and encodes 1548 amino acids. Lineage: Eukaryota; Metazoa; Chordata; Aves; Galliformes; Numididae. The record is from RefSeq and is a predicted model, not a curated record. The transcript is spliced from 39 exons. Gene Ontology annotation, cellular component: endoplasmic reticulum. Gene Ontology annotation, molecular function: UDP-glucose:glycoprotein glucosyltransferase activity.